Molecule: messenger RNA, 1368 nt
Organism: Penicillium bovifimosum
Lineage: Eukaryota; Fungi; Ascomycota; Eurotiomycetes; Eurotiales; Aspergillaceae
Product: pantothenate kinase
Exons: 4
Coding region: 1-1368 (455 amino acids)
Biological process (GO): coenzyme A biosynthetic process
Cellular component (GO): cytosol; nucleus
Molecular function (GO): pantothenate kinase activity; ATP binding
Source: RefSeq, a predicted model, not a curated record
AUGGCUCCCUCCGAUCGCACUCCGGAGGUAGAUACCAAUUCUCGACGCAAGCGCCCCAAUCGUCUGGAGCAAGCCAUCACCAAUCCCGGCGCAGUGAAGAUAAACGUUACUGGUGCAUUUAUCGUCGAUGAUGAGCCGCGGUCCAAGAGUCCUGUCGAGGCGGAGGGUGUGCACUACGAGAACAAGGAUAUCCGACUUCCUCACCAUACAGGCGUUGUGAGCCAUGUGGCUGUCGAUAUUGGCGGAACACUGGCGAAGCUGGUCUACUUUACUCGGGAAUUGAAUAGCGCGGACAAUGGCGGUCGAUUGAAUUUCCUUAAUUUCGAAACCCACCGCAUCGACCUGUGCAUCAACUUCAUUCGACAGCUCAAAGAGGAACACGAGAAGAGCAACGGCUCCAACAGCGAGGGACUGUGUGUAGUCGCGACCGGAGGAGGUGCCUACAAGUACUAUGACAGGUUGAAGAAUGAACUGAAUGUUAAUAUUCUACGGGAAGAGGAGAUGGAAUGCUUGAUCAUUGGUCUUGACUUUUUUAUUACCGAGAUUCCCAAUGAAGUUUUCAGAUAUACCGGUGGCGAUGACGAGCCGUUGGAAUAUGCCGAGGCCAGGCCCGAUGUCUACCCCUAUCUCCUCGUCAAUAUCGGAUCAGGCGUGUCGAUCAUUAAAGUCUCUGGCCCAAGGCAAUUCGAGCGCGUCGGCGGAACGCAUCUUGGAGGUGGAACGUUCUGGGGCAUCAUGUCUUUGCUGACCGGCGCCCGGACAUUCGAUGAGAUGCUGGCAAUGGCCGAUCGUGGAGACAACAGUGCGGUGGACAUGCUUGUGGGAGAUAUCUACGGCAUGGACUACACCAAAAUUGGCUUGAAGAGUACAGCUAUUGCCAGUACUUUCGGCAAGGUACUCCGAUUGAAGAACGACGCAGAGCGCGGUGCCGAGGACGGCGAGGGCUUAAUUCGCGGCGACCCGGGCGAGGCAAACGACUCCAGCCGCGGAGUGAAGCCCAAUCCGGAGGAUAUGAGCCGAAGUUUGCUAUACGCCAUCAGUAAUAAUAUCGGCCAGAUCGCAUAUCUGCAGUCAGAAAAACAUUCCGUCGAACACAUCUACUUUGGUGGCUCUUUCAUUCGGGGCCACCGGCAAACCAUGAAUACCCUCUCUUAUGCCAUCCGCUUCUGGUCCAAGGGCAAGAAGCAAGCGUAUUUCUUGCGCCACGAGGGCUACCUCGGCGCCGUUGGCGCCUUCAUCCGACGCCAGCCGGAAAACUGGGGUCGCAGAAACAGCGUCGACGAGGUGAUUGCACCGCAGGCGGUUCGAACCCUCGUUCAGAAUAAAGAUAUCCUUCAGCAACAUGACAGGUCCUCUAGCGAUCUUUAA